This is a messenger RNA of Menidia menidia (Atlantic silverside), 1539 nucleotides long. The record is from the annotation of a GenBank genome assembly. NCBI's taxonomy places the organism in Eukaryota, Metazoa, Chordata, Actinopteri, Atheriniformes, Atherinopsidae.
AUGCCUACAGUGGUCUUAAUGGACGUUUCCCUGUCCAUGACACGGCCAGUGUGUCUGGAUGGCAGCGAGGAGUUUCAGAGGAAAAACCUGGCCGUCCACGGACUCAACAUGUUGUUUGAACACAUGGCCUCAAACUAUCGCCUGGAAUUCACGUCACUGAUGGCCUUUUCUUCACUCUGGGAGCUAUUGGUGCCAUUUACAAGGGAUUACAAUGCAUUACAGGAGGCACUCAGCAGCUUGGAAGACUAUGACAAGACGUGUAUUGAAUCGGCUCUUAAUGGAGUUAGUAAUGUAGUUCAGCAGGAGUGGGGAAGUGCCUGUCCCUGUCAGGUGGUGCUUGUUACAGAUGGAUCUCUUGGCAUUGGAAAGGGUUCCCUCCGUCAUUCUCUCCAAAGCCUGAAACACAGAGGAGAUGACAAAAAAUUCCCUCUUCCUUUCCCUUUUCCUACCAAAAUGUUCAUCAUGUGCAUAGCUAAUGCAGAAGAGUUACAAAUGAGUGAUGCCAUGGACAACUUAGAGGAGCUGCUUCAUCUCAGUGGAGGGGACGGACAGAUCUUCACCAUGGAUGGGCCACUUUGUAUGAAAAGUGUUCAAUCGAUGUUUGGGAGGCUGAUUGAUCAUGCAUACUCCCCCUUCCAUGCGGUGCUACACUGUGGGAACCUGUCAUCAGACGUUCAGGUGUUCCCUCGCCCUGAGCCCGUCGUGAUGGAUGAGGAGGUGGAGCCCAUGCCCCGCAACGUCAGUACAGAUCUGGAAAUUAUAGGCUUCAUUGAAAUUGCUGACAUUUCUAGCCCUCCGGUGAUAUCCAGACACUUGGUACUUCCUAUUGCUGUAAACAAAGAUGUGGAUGAAAUUGGCACAGGAGCCACAGAGGAGCUUGAGGAGGAACCCUCUGCCAGCCAGAUGGCAGGAAAAAGCCCAAAUUUCUGUGUCCUUCUGCAUGGAAGUCUGAAGGUUGAGGGAAUGGUGGCACUGGUCCAGCUUGGCCCAGAGUGGUACGGUAUGCUGUACUCUCAAGCAGACAGCAAGAAGAAGUCAAACCUGAUGAUGUCACUGUUUGAGCCUGGUCCAGAGCCUCUGCCAUGGCUGGGCAAGAUUACAUAUUUGGGACCAAUUUCAGAGGCUGCUGAAAAUCCCUAUGGAGAAGAUGACAGCAAGAGCCCGUUCCCUGUGCAGCCACCGGUCAAACGGAGCUAUGCUCAGAAUGCCACUGUGUGGAUCAAGGCCAGUGGACUACAGACCGAUGUCCAGAAGAUCCUGAGGAAUGCAAGGAAAUUACCAGAUAAAACUCAAACCUUCUAUAAGGAGCUGAACCGGUUGCGGAAGGCAGCCUUAGCGUUUGGUUUCUGGGAGCUCUUGAAGGGAGUGGCUGAUCUACUGGAGAGAGAGUGCACCCUGCUGCCAGACUCAGCCCAUCCUGACGCUGCCUUCCAGCUGUCCCACGCCGCACAGCAGCUCAAACUAGCCAGCACUGGCGACUCUCAGUAUGCUGCUUUUGAUCAAAACAUUGCUCCCAUGCACACCGACUUCUCCAGCUGA